AUGACCCAAGAACCAGAGAAUGAUGGCUGUGGUACUCAAAUGUGUCUCGAAGACAGCCAUCCAGCUUCCCCACCACCUCUUGGAUUUCCCCAACAACCAGUGUCCUCCAAACCCGAGGGCCUUGAUCCUCCCAACGGCUCAGGAAACCAGCCGAAUCCACAAAGCCCUGAACAUCGAAAUGAUCAAGACGCGAAUGACACAAACUUGCCUGAUCUGCCAAUAACCUCCCUGUUACCCGAGAUCAAACUCUCCCUCAACUUCAUCAAGCAUCUGAAGGAAGCGACUCUUGAUAACUCUGGGCUGAGUGCCAACAAGAUUGAACGUCUUCGGAAUCCUGCACGUAUCUCGGAGGCGGACUUUGAGGCCAAUGUUCAGUUCUCACUGGGGCUAUUUCAAUCCUGUAGAAACACAUCUGAAGACAUGUAUACCAAAACAUGUGCUGUUGUUCAGGAUAACGUCCCUGGUGCCGAAUUAUUGACUUACAAUGCCAUUCGGACGCAGCUGGCGAACCUACUAGGAGUCUAUCCUAUUGAACAUGACAUGUGCUUUAAUAGCUGCAUAGCCUUCACCGGUCCGUUCAAGAAGCUCGCAAACUGUCCUCUUUGUCAUGAAGCUCAAAAGACUCUGUCCGGAAGCCCUCGCAAGACAUUCACGACUAUACCCCUUGGCCCGCAAAUCCAGGCACAGUGGUCCUCAGCCAGCAGUGCUGAAGAUAUGCAAUAUUGA
Messenger RNA from Pleurotus ostreatus (oyster mushroom), 726 nucleotides. RefSeq lists its product as uncharacterized. The record is from RefSeq and is a predicted model, not a curated record. The transcript is spliced from 2 exons. Bases 1 to 726 code for a protein of 241 amino acids. Lineage: Eukaryota; Fungi; Basidiomycota; Agaricomycetes; Agaricales; Pleurotaceae.